Messenger RNA from Botrytis cinerea B05.10, 2805 nucleotides. RefSeq lists its product as hypothetical. The coding region runs from base 48 to 893 and encodes 281 amino acids. NCBI's taxonomy places the organism in Eukaryota, Fungi, Ascomycota, Leotiomycetes, Helotiales, Sclerotiniaceae. The record is from RefSeq and is a predicted model, not a curated record. The transcript has 2 exons.
GACUCAAAUUCAAUCCCCACCAAAAAAUAUGUCGAGAGCGAGCUUUGAUGCAGAAAGAAACAUUGAUCAAGCUUUACAACAACAUAACAGGAAACAUGUUUGACCUCCCGGACGCGAAACGUGUGCGCCGUUCAGAUCUAUACACUCGAUCCUCAUCAUCAUCUCCCGAACCACCUUCACCAAUUGACCCUGAUGUCUCCGCUCGAUUUCACGAUCAGCUUGCUUCACUCUAUGGGCCUAUUUCACUUCAAUCAUGCGCGAUUGAGAAUACGUUAACUUUUGAACCCAUGAACGAUGCUCCACACUCACCACCACUCGAAGACGACCAGGACCAGGCAGAGGAAUUUGACUUUCGACUUUUCUCAAAUGUCACAGAAGGCAAGAUAGUCCUCAAAGAGGAGGCAGUUGACAAAGGAAUUUUUGUUGUCCAGGAAAGAGACAAAAGCUACUACUUUACUGGUCCAAUUGAGGGGCAACGGAAGGAGGAAUACGCCAUUGCGGCAAUUAGUGGAGAAGAUGUUUUGGAAGGCAGAGGAAAAAGAUAUUGGGGCUUGGAAGUUCCGUGGCGGGUCCGGGUUGUGAAGAUUGGUGUUGGUGGGCAGAAAAAACUGGGAAGCAAUGGCCUCGCGGUCAGAAAUGGUUCUAAUGGGGAGAAGAAGAGAAAACUAGGCAAGAAGAUGAGGAUUCUCACGAGAGAAAGGAGAAGGACAAUUGAGGCUCAAGAACAGGCAAUGACGAGGGAGAAGGAGAGCAAAGAGGAGGCAGACAAAGAGAGGAGAGCUAGAAAGAACAGAGAGAAGAAAGUCAAGAGGAAGGCAAAGGAGAAAGCGUUGAAAGCUGCCACCGGAGGGAUUGACCAGACCGAGCCCGGAGUAGACGGAGCAGAUGGAUGAAGAAGAAAGGACCGAUUCUUUGUCGGUCGCAGCCGGAUCGACAUGUACAAUUGUGGAAGAACAAAAUCCUUCAAUCUGCGAUUCGUAACCCCACUCGAGCUUCCGAUCGUUAUCCCAUGCGCAUCUACGAAGGACGAUAACCCCUCCAAAGAACCCCUUGCGUAAAUGCAACCAUAAUUUAAUAUCUCCCCCACUAUACAAAUUCUUUGUCGCAUCUCACCCACAAGACAAACGGGAAGGACACACACUAUCCAACCCAACUAAACAACUAUUCCUCGUGGUUUCUAGGAUUUAGCAUUGAAGUUAUGCAUUUGACAUAUCACGGCGGUGAUACUUGUACAACAUGUUCGACCCGUCCCGUACCCAGAAGGAGUCUUAGAAGCCUCAUUCACAGCCUCGAUCCUUUAGUCACAUCUACGAGAACGCGAAAUAUACCUUCAGGACAUUCACACGAAAACACACACUUUUUUCCUUUCAUUUUCAAGGAUUCCGAAGGAUCAAAUAAUGUGAAAUGAAGGAUUCCUUCAAUCACACCAUUGUUCUUCUAAUUCAAAGACAGUCAAACAUAUCAAGUCCUUCACUUGUACCUAUUUGCCGGUCCCUGCAGCUACGCCGUAGUUUUGCGUCUCUGUGCAUUUUUGGGAAUAACUUGGCCGCCGGCUUGCUAGUAUGACAAAUAGAUUAUUCUAUGAGAUGGCAUAUUCCAUGCCACAAUUGAUGUUCGGAUUUAACACCUUCCAUAAACAAUCAAGUAUACAUCUAUCUACCCGGCAUGCAAUGUAGCCUUGGCGUCAAAUAAGACCCUGCGAGCGUUAGCACAUAAAGACUAGGGACAUGGCUUUCUAGCUUAUCCGCUCCACCCCCGCUGUUACGUUGCCCCGCCGUGCCACAUCGGUACAGGAACAAUCUACAUAGCCAUGGUUAUGACUAUGGUUAAUCUUCGUCUAUUAUUUACUUACAAUAGUGGAUAUGUGAGAACUUUGUAAGUGACGAAGAGAAAGUCAACGGAAAUCAAAAAUCCUUGGCUAUCCACAUGAGGCACAGUUGUGGCGCCAUUCCGCGAUACGGGAUCGGAGGAUAUUUCCGCUUUGGGUAAUUGCUCAUAUAUCCAGAUGAUCUCUUGUUGAUCGAGCGGAAAAACACCUCUGGCCAAGAUAGAUGGCACUAACUCUAUUUUCUUUGCCGGGCGUAUCCUCGUAUCUACGCAUUAAGGAUUUGUAAUACCGGACUUGUACUCAAGUAUCUUAUUUUGUUUCUGAAUAGUGGCUGGGAACAAAUUGAUGGUCAGCGAGACGAAAGUCAUGGUAACAUAGUGUGCCAUGUCAGAUGUUUAAAUUCAAAUUAAUUUACGCUAGUGCGUAUUUGGUUACACCAUAUUAAAUGCUCAUAUUACAUUCAUAAGAUAAAUUUUUCGACCUAGAUACUUGCUUACUUAGGCAGUGAGUAAGUAAUGUUCCAUAUUUAAUCUUCUUGGCUAAGAGGAAUCUAUCCAUAUACUAUCUCUUUAGUGAUGACCAUAUUUUUAUGAACAAGUAUAGCAAUUGAUUCCAACCGAAUGUUAAUAGGUAAGGGUUCACCAAUCAAGGAUUUAGUGAUUGUUUUCUGCAAAGAACCCCAAGAGUUAUCACAUACAUAAAUGUCUUUAGCGGGUAGACGGACGAGACCGACGCUUGUUUAGUGUUGAUGCACGUAUGCACGGCACCUUUCAGGUUUGAAGAUUGGAGGUUGAAGAUGCUUGAGGUGAUUGUUUCGGGUCAUCUCUCCAUAUGUGGAUUUUACUGGGUGGGUUUUACGGGACGAGUAUGGUUAGUGUGGGGGGGUGGGAUGAGGGGGUAGAUUGGGUUUGAGGGUCUGAAUUCAGCCUUUUUGCCUCUUGGCUUUGGCCUUGGAGUUAAACGGAAUACUAUUGUCC